AUGUCAAUCGAAAACCUCACUAUCGACGACAACGAGACCACAACCGUGGAUAUCCAAUCUCGACCUGAACGAAAAGCUAGAAAAGCUUUAGAGGGAUUAGGACUUAAAAGAGUACAAGGUAUCCAGAGAGUUACACUUCGAAGACCCAAAGGUGUCUUGAUGGUUGUCGCUCAACCAGAAGUUUAUAAAGCACCAGGAUCAGAUUGCUACAUCGUAUUUGGUGAAGCUAAAUUAGAAGAUCCUUCUUCUGCCGCUCAAUUACAGGCUCAAGCUCAAUUAGCCGCUUCUUCUCAAGCAGCUCAAAAAGCUCAUGCCCAAGGUGGUUUCAAAGAAGGCGUUCCUCAGUCUUUGGAGGACUUGAUCGGUGGUGAUGAAGCCCCUGCCCUCGAAGACUCUGACGAGAAACCAGCCGAGAAAUCAGCUUCUACCGAAGAGACAGGUGACGUCAAGAUCUCCGACGACGAUGUCAACCUCGUAGUCGCCCAAACUGGAUGUACCGAGGACAAAGCUAGAGAAGCUUUGAAAGCUGAAAAAGGAGAUUUGAUCAAUGCUAUCAUGAGAAUCGGAUAA
Molecule: messenger RNA, 570 nt
Organism: Kwoniella shivajii
Lineage: Eukaryota; Fungi; Basidiomycota; Tremellomycetes; Tremellales; Cryptococcaceae
Exons: 3
Coding region: 1-570 (189 amino acids)
Biological process (GO): protein targeting to membrane
Cellular component (GO): nascent polypeptide-associated complex; cytoplasm
Source: RefSeq, a predicted model, not a curated record